This is a messenger RNA of Astrephomene gubernaculifera, 2714 nucleotides long. Lineage: Eukaryota; Viridiplantae; Chlorophyta; Chlorophyceae; Chlamydomonadales; Astrephomenaceae. The record is from the annotation of a GenBank genome assembly.
CUGUUCUAUGGUCUUGCGCUCUGUCUUUGCCACGGUGAGCCUGUUUCCAAUUCGUUCAGCCGUCUCAACCGCCGGAUAGGAGCGUCUUGCUUACAGCGCUCCUGAUCACUGAAUCCCGCCAUAUAAUUGCCAGUAGAUCCUGAAGUUUACAAUACUGCCAUCGGGGUCGCCAACAAGUACAUCACUCCAGACACCGCCGCCGUGAUAACAUGGCCGAGAACGGAAACAGGCUGCCCUUGGCCAAGUCGGCAUCUUUCCUAGACGUGCGCAGCGUUGAGGAUGAGACUGCGCCUCCACCCAAGCGAUCAAAGCUGAGCACGGUCGUCAACCUGCUGGAGGCAAAGAAGGCUGUGCAGGAACACGAGAAUGAGGUGGCUGAGGUGGUGAUCGUGUGCGAGCCGGAGCAGGCCUCCCUCAUGAUGGGCGGCCUGCACCCGCGCGGCUCUCUGUACGAGCGCCCCGUCAACAUCGACACCGCCAAGCAGCAGCACGCGGAGUUCCGCAAGGUCCUCCGCGAGCACGGCGUGCGCGUGCUAACGGUGCGCGAGAUCCUGGCGCACCACGUGGACACCAACAUGAGCGCGCGGGUGGACCUGGAGGAGCUGGCCUUCCAGGCGCUCACAUACGUGAUGGCGCCGGGGUCGGAUGCCAUGUCGCUGGCCGAGUCGGACCGCCACUACCUGUCGGACGCAUACAAGCGCGAGGUGAUCAGCCACAUGAGCACCACGCAGCUGAUCGACACGGUGCUCAUCAACCCCACCGUCAGCCUGCAGCCCUCCUACCGCGACACCGGCUUCACCGCCUCCUACACCUUCGAGCCACUCUCCAACCUGGUGUACACGCGCGACCAGCAGGUCACCACAUGCAAGGGCAUCGUGAUGGGCCGUCUGCGCAGCGCCCAGCGGCAGCGGGAGGUGCAGGUGAUGCGCUUCUGCUUCAACAAGCUCGGCAUGGCUGUUGCGGGCGAGAUCCGGGAGCCCGGAUACCUGGAGGGCGGCGACUUCUUCCCCAUGGGCUCCGACCUGGCCAUGGCGGGCAUCGGGCUGCGCUCAAACCUGGCGGCCUGCCAGCAGCUGAUGGACGAGGACCUGCUGGGCACCCGCAGGUUCGCAGUGGUGCGGGACGACUUCGACCAGCACCAGGACCGCAUGCACCUGGACUGCGUGUUCAGCGUGCUGUCGGACCGCUGCUGCAUCAUGCUGGCGGACAUCAUGGGGGAGGCCUCGCCCACGCGCCGCCUGGUGGACGAGUACACGCGCGACCCCGUCAGCGGCAAGUACAAGCUGACACGCGAGGGUGUGGAGUUCUCCGCCUUCAUCACCGGCGAGGGCUACCACAUCAUCCCCAUCUCGCACGAGCACCAGCUGCAGUACGCCUGCAACGUGCUCAACCUGGGAGACUCGCGCAUCAUCAGCGUGCACGCGCCCAGCGCCCGCCAGAUCGUCAAGGACCCACGGUUCACCGGCGACGUGCAGGUGAUUGACUUCUCCUCCAUCACCUCCAUGUACGGGAGCGUGCACUGCGCCUCGCAGGUCGUCAAGCGUGUCCCACGGGUCGCCAAGUAGGUGAGCCUUGACGACGAAGAGCUGCGCUGUGAGGGAGAGGGAGAGGAAUUGAUGACGAGUCAAGGCGGCGACAAAAGCGGCUUUUGAAACUCCCGGCUUUUGGAGUGUCCUGGCUUUUCGUGUGGUGCAGCAGAGGGGUUUCAGGCUGUGCUCGAGCCUUGAUGACGUGUCGGCGCAAAUAAUGUGCGCGCGUUAUGUAUAGGUGGCGCCGACAGCUUCCUUUUUGGAGCGUUUUAAGGUGUGGAGGGGUUCGCGAGCCUAGUAUGAUGCCCGUGUGCCAUGCAUUCGUAUGUCCCUUUCACGGGGUGUCCAUUCUUGGGUUACGCUUUCUGGUUAUUAGGUGGCUGCUCGGCAGCAAUAAUGGGUUAGGGCUCUUUUCUCCUUUGAAAGUGCUGUUUGUUUCUAGCGGACGAAUGGGGGGUAGGCAUGGGAUCAGACGGGGAGCAAGGCCGCACAAGGCUUGGUGUCAGGUUACGAGGAUGGCUUGAUACAUCAGACGAGGAUGACUCUUACAGCCGUCUGAGCGGUGCACCUUGGCGAUGUCGACGUGCUUUCAAAUUGAAAGUUACGAACAGUAGCGGGGUUAUAAGGGAGUGUGUUUCUACGUUUACGUACGACAGUUGUUUGGGGCCUGCGGGGAGAUGGGUGUGUGUUUUUCGGACCCGGUACGGGCAAUCACAGGAACAUGUGCCCUUGAGAAUAGUGAGGCACUUGAACGAAGGAGAGGCAGUGGGCGUGGGCCGUCGUGUGCCAUUGGUGCCGGGGCAGGUAAUAGAUUUUUGCUGCGAAUGAGGGGGUCGUGCGAGUGGUGUUCUGAGAGACUUGCAUGCGGAGGGAGCCAGGACUUCGUGUCUGUGGUAGUCGCGUGCUUCAGGUACGUGUUGCGGUUUACGGCAGCUAGGCAGCCCCGUCCGUAAGGGCCACGCUGGGUUUGCAAAAGAAAGGUCUGCUCCAAGCGACAUAGAUGCACAAAAUUGAAGUCGCUGCCACUUACAUCCCCGUCGCAACUGGAGCACGGCUGAGGGAUUCAUGAUAAUAUAGCUCUCACGGGAGUUGCAUGCAACGCAUGCCGACGCGACAAGCACAUCCGCCCCUACCGCACACAUCAUUCAAGGUUACACAGUCUGACUGUAAGCCGGUUAAAGGUUG